CCGGCGUGGCGGGGGGGCGCGGGGGUGCCGGGCGCGGGUCUCGCCCCCUUCCCCACCCCCAGCUCUGCGGCUCCGCGGCGGUCGUUGCCCUGGGGAGCGCGCAGCCGGCCGGCCCGACUCGCAGUCCCGAGCCAGGGGCCUGUGCCGGCCGGGCCGCAGACCCGCUCAGGGUCUCCCGCUCUCGGUGCGGCAUCUGCGGGCCGAGCGAUGGUGGUGGGCUCUCAGGUACUGGCCGAGGACUCCAGACUGUCGGGGCUCCCGGCCAUGCAGCAGCUGGCUCUGCUCCAGCUGGACCACCCCAGCCCCAGGGGGAGCUGCUGCCCUUUCUCUCCUCCACAGCUCGCCCAGCGACGGCUGACCACGCAUCCCUGACGCUGGCCGUCGCCAGCAGCCCCAGGAGGAGCUGUCUCCCGGCUCGGCCAGGCUGCCCCCUGGACUGUGCCGUCCAAGUUGGCGAGCCUGGGGCACUCGGAGGCCGCCCAGCAGCCCACCGCCCGGGGGCAUCUGCAGCCUGAAGUCAGAAUGCUCAAGGGGCAGCUCCCAAACACUGACGAAGACCCCGCCGCCCGCCCAGUGCUCCCUCGGGACGCCCCAGCGCCAGUCGGCAACGAGGACCCACGGGCCACGGGGAGACCCUUCAGUCCGAAGCCGCCGCCGCCGAGGCCCAGGCUGGAGCGAGCAUUGUCCCUGGAUGAGAAGGGCUGGAGGAAGAGGCGUUUUCGAACCAGCCGUGAGGACCUGGCCGCGAGGAAUGGGGCCAGCCCCUCCGGGGGCUCCCUGCAGGACGAGGCCCCCGGGACCGCCGCCCGCAGUGGCUCCCCGCCCUGCCUGAGCACCUCCCUGCAGGAGAUCCCCACAACCCGCAGGGCCCCGGGCAGCGGAGGCCCCUCCUCGCGGGGUAACUGUCUUUCCGGAACGAUCAGCACUUCCCUGGACCUCCUGCACCGGGAUGGGGCCUCGGCCGGGAGCGCCCCCCGGCUGGCCAGCCUGCUUCCCCCGCGCCCGCUGCCCGCCAUGGACUGGAACGUCGCCUCCGACGCCCUGCGGACAGCGAACAAGGUGGGCUGGGGCCACGCGGACUACCAGGUGCGGCGGCAGGCCGGGCUGUUCCGGGCCCACAGCAGCCUGGGCCCCGGCCGGCCCCCGAGCCCCCUGGCCCGUGACGACUGCUCCCUGCGCCCGGCCACGUCCACCUUCAGCCUCCUGGUGCCCAUUCGCACCAAGGACGUCCGCGGCAGGAGCUACCUGGAGGGGAGUCUCCUGGCGAGCGGGGCCCUGAUGGGGGCAGACGAGCUGGCCCGCUACUUCCCAGACCGGAACGUGGCCCUCUUCGUGGCCACGUGGAACAUGCAGGGACAGAAGGAGCUGCCCCCGAACCUGGACGAGCUCCUGCUGCCUGCCGAGGCUGACCUGGCUCAGGACCUGUACGUCGUCGGCGUCCAGGAGGGCUGCUCCGACAGGCGGGAGUGGGAGACGAGGUUGCAGGAGACGCUGGGCCCCCACUACGUCAUGCUGUACUCGGCGGCCCACGGGGCGCUCUACAUGUCCGUGCUCAUCCGCAGGGACCUCAUCUGGUUCUGCUCAGAGGUGGAGAGCUCCACGGUGACCACGCGCAUCGUGUCGCAGAUCAAAACCAAGGGGGCCCUGGGCGUCAGCUUCACCUUUUUCGGCACCUCCCUCCUCUUCAUCACGUCCCACUUCACCUCUGGAGACGGGAAGGUGGGCGAGCGGCUGGCGGACUACAGCAAGACCGUCCAGGGCCUGGCGCUGCCCAAGAACGUGCCGGCCACCAGCCCCUACCGCUCCGACGCCGCGGACGUCACCACCCGCUUCGACGGGGUCUUCUGGUUCGGAGACUUCAACUUCCGCCUGAGUGGCGGCCGGGCGGCCGUGGAAGCCAUCCUGAAGCAGGACCCGGGCGUCAGCGUGCAGGCCCUGCUGCAGCACGACCAGCUCACGCGGGAGAUGAAGAGAGGGUCCAUCUUCAAGGGCUUCCAGGAGCCGGACAUCCACUUCCUGCCGUCGUACAAGUUCGACGUCGGGAAGGACUCGUAUGAUACCACCUCCAAGCAGAGGACCCCUUCGUACACGGUGAGCCGCCCGCAGGGCUGGGGGAGCGUGGGGGCCGGGCCUCCCGGGGGGGCUUCGACACGGGGACUCGUUCAAGGGCAGCCGACGCGAGAGGCCAGCCGGUCCAGCCCGGCAGCCAGACGGCCCCUGGGACCCUUCCCGCAGGACCGCGUCAUGUACAGGAGCCGCCACAGGGACGACAUCUGUCCCGUCAAGUACUCCUCCUGCCCCGGGAUCAGGACGUCCGACCACCGCCCCGUGUACGGCCUGUUCCGGGUCAGAGUGAGGCCGGGGAGAGACAACAUCCCGCUAGCCGCCGGCAAGUUUGACCGAGAACUGUACCUGAUAGGCAUUAAGAGACGGAUUUCCAGAGAGAUCCAGAGACAGCAGGCGCUGAAGAGCCAGCACUCCAGCGCCAUCUGUACCGUCUCUUGAGGAAAUUUGCCGAAGGGGGACUGGUCACCUGCAACCCGGGAGGGUAUCUGACCUAGGAACCCGGGAAGGCGGAGGAGGCUGCCAUCCGGGGCGCUGAUGAACCGCCGCCGGGGGCCGCCCCCUCCUCCGCGAGAGCCCCACGGGAGGCCCCAGGUCCGGCGCCCGCUGCUGGGACAGAACCGCACGCCCCCACGGCGCUUCCCUCUCUCAGGGCGGCCUCCCGCCACCGCGGCCGCCGUCGGUAGGAGAUGCCCGGCUGGCUGCGAGCAGCUCGCGUGCCCUGAAGCCAGUGGCAGAGCCCGCGUGCGGGCCAGGCACCCUGACCUCCGGAUCUGCAGCCUCCCGGCAGCCCCUCGAACCCAGACCAAGAGCUGCCCUUCCUCGAGUGCCAGGCGCGCCGCCGGGGGUCCGGCGACCCUGGGCCUCUGUUCCCACGGCACACGCUAGGACCGAGCCGAGGCUGGGAUGAGGCCGGCCCGGCCGGCGGUUCAGGCCCACGAGACCGCCUCCCUCUCCUCUCCCGGUCCAUUUGGGUCCAUUUGCUUAGGUAACUUAAGUUAGCUACGAGCAGCAUUAACGUUAAGUGGUGCGUUUCCUGGUCUGAGAAGCCGCUGGAAGCUUGGAAUGUCACACCUCGCCAGCCUAGGCCGGCCCCCACCAGCCUGGACGUCUUGUUUUCUUAAAGGGUUUAGAGUCCGUUACUGCUUCGUGUCUUAAUCCAUCUCGUAAAAAAAAAUAUUUAGGCUUUGAAUGUGGGAAAAUCUAGGGGCGUUCAACCUAGUCUUUUAUUUAUUUUUCCAUAUUUAUAUUUUUAAAUAAACGCAUCUAUUGAAUCUUAAACUCUUCCUGGCCAAAAGAACCAGUCAGUUGCAGUGCUCCUGUAAGAAGAGGCUGUCACACUCCAAAGCAGGAAGCUUGGUCUCUCCUGGCCCCUGUGCUGUUUGCUCCUAUGCCCCCCCCCAUUGCCCCCAGGUAAGUGUCCGCUGAGAAAGGGCUUUUAGGGAACAGUGAACACUUCAGACCUGAGUGAAUCGUGAUGAUCAAUGAUGUAAAGCCAGCUCCCACGAAUACUGUUAUCAAAUUUUUAUUCGCCUCCGUUUCCAAAAUAUGGCGUGUAAAUUCUAAAGCAAUACACACGCAAUCUUUUGAUACAAAUGGGAGAAAUUCCAUUAAUGAGAAGGCACGGCUGAUCCCAUCUGAUUUCAAGAAACUCUUCAGGUUGUAUGUAUAAAACUUUGCUCGAAGAAUGUGCCAUUGAGCUUUGAAUCAAUUAACAGAAAAUCUCUUUUGUUACAAAGGUUUUGUGGUAAUGGGGCUCGAAAUGAGUAGGGUUUUAUGGAUUCUUUCUAGGCAUUUUCUCCGACCCAAAUCAUGGAGAAAAGAGUUAACGCGACACUGACGUGUACUAGUUUGGCUUGACAUCGAGCUUCGUG
This is a messenger RNA of Physeter macrocephalus (sperm whale), 3938 nucleotides long. It is a transcript of the gene INPP5E, whose product is annotated as inositol polyphosphate-5-phosphatase E. Gene Ontology annotation, biological process: phosphatidylinositol dephosphorylation. The record is from RefSeq and is a predicted model, not a curated record. Gene Ontology annotation, cellular component: nucleus; Golgi apparatus; axoneme. The transcript has 10 exons. Lineage: Eukaryota; Metazoa; Chordata; Mammalia; Artiodactyla; Physeteridae. Gene Ontology annotation, molecular function: phosphatidylinositol-4,5-bisphosphate 5-phosphatase activity; inositol-polyphosphate 5-phosphatase activity. The coding region runs from base 523 to 2505 and encodes 660 amino acids.